AUGUGUUCUAGGUAAGAUUGUAAAAUUCGAAUGUGUAUCUUUUUGUGCCGCUGCAGACUGCGGAAGGGUUUUCAUCGAUUUCCGAGAGAAUAUUCCUUCUCUACUUUGCUAAUGUCGCUUUUCUACUUCUGGAUUUUAUUUGUAAAACUGUCCUAUCAGCCUAGGUUAACAUUUGAACUAUGGAAAAAUUAAAAUUUCUACAACUAUUACAAAUUGUACAUAUGUUUCGCCUCCCCUGUCUGUCUUGGUCCUGCGACCGUGCCCUUAGGCUUUGGCGCAAUUUCGAAGAGUCUCGGUGCAUUUCGCAUAUAGUUAUUUAUACAAAUAUAUGCAUAUGCACACAACCAAACAUUUUAUGAUGACCUAUGCGUUUGUUGUCAAGUCCCACAAUGUCUUAAUAUGCUUCUGACGUUUAGGGGGUAGUUGGAUUGUGCACUUUUGCAUAACUCGCAACUUUAAUAUUGCUUACUGUUAAAAAAGGGCACAAAGCACCUCUGAUCAGUGUAGAUAUUUGAUAAAAGUACAAUUUGUGCAUAUUCAUGUGUUUUACGUAGGGCGGCUGAUUUACUUAAAUGUGGCCUAUAAGUCGGUGCUUUCCCGGUGUUGCGCUCUACCACGUUUCCUGCGACCCGCUGAACCAGUCAAUUGCAGUUUCGUAAACCACCUCAGUGGGGCGAUUCCGAAAAAUGGUCUUUUUGUUAGAUAGCCUCUCCAAACGACCGCUCAAUUGACCGAUUUUUCUAGCAGAAGCGGAGCCACAGAUGCCGUAUGUGCAAAACGGUUAUGAGAUUCCUGACGAACUUCUCGUUUCAUGAUUAGCUGUGAGUCAUAGAGAGAAAAUUGAUUUAUUUACAAACGUACCGCCUGUUCUUGAGGGUCGCCUGUAUUCAUCCUCCAAAUGAAGUCACCAUAGGCCUCGGUGUUGAGCGAAGGUCUAUACAACCCCUGUUGACUUUUGACUGCCCGCUUAUUUUUAAUCAACAAUCGUUUUCAGUUGCUGCGUCUUACCGAGAAGCAGUUGCUGAACAAGGCAGUCCAUUCUUUUAUUUGUUGAAUUUCAAUCAACUGAAGAACUGGCUACCGCAUAGGCGCUUAUUCAUUUUCCAUCCUCAGGGAUGAGUCUUGUUUUGCCGUUGAGAGUCUAAAGCAAACGUCAAAUAGAACCUGCUUACUAAGUCCGAUGUAAGUCUGCGAGCGCUCCAACAAAACAUAUUAACUGCACGGUAAACCUACCUUGUUCUCAAACCUCUGUCUAAUUCCUUACCGUACUGCAGAGGCGAUCUGUGUCUUCAGCCCUCUGUGCAGCUCAUCAAGCAAACCUCGUCUAAGGUUCAAAUGGACAUGGCAGCCUUUCUUCAGGGGCUUUCUAAUGCACGUUCGAGACUUUACAUUAGCUUACGCGGUUCCUUGGGUGCCUCUAGAUGAGUUUGUUUCCGUUGGCAGUCCAAAAUAAGCAUUGAAUAGAACCGGCUUACUGAUAUAAGGUACAUGGUAAAGCCUGAAGAGGCCUAUUGCAUUCGACGGAAUAAGUGGAUAUGUUUUCGUCAUUUCUUAGUUUUCUAUUUGUUAGAGGUAUUGGUACUUACUGAAAUAUAGGAGGUUGUGUUGGUCAACCUACCAGACGCCUUUCUGGCGUCUUUGUCCUCAUCAGAGUUCGAUGUAAGUCUGCGAGCGCGUCAAAAAGUGUACUUACUGAAUGGGACACCUAUUUUGUCCUCAAAGUUCUGCAAAAUUCUUUGAGCUCUGUACUGCGGAGGCGAUCUGUAUCUUCCGCUCAUAGCCCGAAUGCACAUAGCACCCGUUUUUCAAGGACUUGAUAAUGCAUUAGCGUCAGAGGGUCUUUGGCCACUUCUGGCUGGUAGGUCUACAACAUAUUAGAAUCCAAUCCGUUACGGAUAGUGACAACUGCACAUCAAGACAGACCUUUUGCCGCUCUACAAGAUAGUACUUGACUCCAGCAGCAUUUGUACUUCGGCCAACCCAUUCUUUGUUUGCACGCGGAGAAACUUAUCCGUAGGAAGUCCUGGGCUCAAUUUAAGCAUUUGCCUUUUCGCUGGUUGAUCUGCAUCUAUGGAUGGCGUUGAGGGGAGGCCGGGCAAUCAGGUACAUCAAUGCCCGUAUGUACCACUUAAUGUGCUUGUCUAUAGUGCUCUGGUGAUAUCCGAAGUAGGAACCUUUCAUAUUUAUUUCCAAUAGGCAACACAUAGCAGUAUAGCACCUUUAGCAUCAAACUUGUUUCAAGAGAAUUUACUAGGCUGUUAGAACUAGUUGGUUAUCAAGUUGCUUUAAUUAUCAAUCCCACAAACCAACAUAGGCAACUAUAAAAUACGUCAAAAAUAUAUCUUACUACGUGAUAUUGAAGAAAAUAUUACUCGACUCUUAUAGGCACUCGGAGAAUGCGCGACGUCUACUACGCAGCACGCUUAGCCGACAAGUUCCUUUCGUGUGAAUAACGUAAACAACUAAUAUAUUCAGAAAUCUAACUACCAUUCAAGUAUUCCUAGACGGCAAUAAUAUACGAGAAAUAUUAGUCAUUUUAACUUAAAAGGCCUAUUUAGGCGUAUUGCCUCUGCAUGCAUGAAUAUCAAAGUGGUUACGCCCUGCAUAGCCUUCUGUCAACUCCGCCUAACAAGGAGCAGCGUAAAUAGUGUUUUGAAUUUAUCAUUUUUAUUGGGCUGACUUUCGACUUUUUCAUUUUUGUUAUUGUUAAAAUUCCUUAGCUAGCUACUGCCAGCUUUCAGAACCGACAUUUUGACAGGCGGAUGAAUUACUUGACAAUGUCAUACUGCAUCUUCUACACACUAUUCAUUAAUGGUCACAACGUUUGACAUUAAACGUCUUGUUUCUCACAGUUAUUUUGCUGUUGCAGUUUUGGAUGGUUUCCAAGAAAACGCUAUCUUCUUGGAAAUUCAAGCGCUUUGUGUGCGACGGAGCUGACCAUGGAAAACUACAAUAUAAAGGAGGGCGAGGUCAUCUUCGAGUAUAAAUUCACGGACUCCGUUGCACUGGCUUAUUUUACGGUAAGGCAUAACUUCAUCCAGCAAAUGCAUUUGUGAUAUCACAUGACGUCUUAAUUAAACUGCUUUGCACCACAAAAGCCUCGAGUGAACAGACUGCGUACAAUUUUAAUUGGGAUAUCCCGUUGUCACUUUACUUGCUACUACUUAUCAGAAUCGUUAGGAUUUAAAGACGCUGAUGGUUCUCGGAACGGUUACUUUGAACCUAGGUUUUUUCAAACUCUUAUUUGGUUCUCAAUGGGCCCCGGACUGUUUUGUAUGUGAAAUGCUUUAUUUUAAAAUGGCUGAAUUUAUGCAAAUAAAUAAUAUUCUUUUUCUAACCUCAAGCUGGCGGUGUUUCAUCUUACGUUUAUUUAUUCCCUCCCCCCCCCUUGUAUCACUCUAUUUUGGAUUCGGAAUCGGUACAAGCAAUUAAGUCGCUUUUUCCCUAAUUAUACCGGAUAUAAGUGCAGCUCGGAAUUAUUCGUAAAAUUUCCAAGUCAAUGCUAUACUUUUUCUAGUGGUUAAACACGUGAUUCUGUUUUUACAGGUGCGCAACGACAGAUGCGUCCUACAGGAUGGAAAGAGUCAUGUCCUACGACGCAGUUCCAGGCACACGUGGCGUACAUUUCAGACAAAAGUCCCCGAGGGUUCCUCGACACUGCAUUGGUAUCUCUUCUCCGACUACAGCUCAGGCUAUGAGCCAGUAACCUCGGAGUUCAAGCUUCGGAAUGUGACGGUCACCGGACGAUCAGCCCUCAUGGAAUGUCCUGAGUGCGAGGCAGGCUACUACGCCGCAACGGAGGGAGCAAGCCACUGUUCCAUAUGUCCAAAAAACACCUUUUCAAAGCAGCGAGCUUGGGAAUGCACGCCCUGCCCGGAGGGAGAGUACGCGCGUAAGUGCCGCCGUAAAGACGACAUGUGUAGGCUAUUUAAAAUACUGGGGCUUGCUAAAAGAUUCUCACCUACAGUAGAUGCGCUAACUCAUGAAAUGUUAACCAACAUUCUGAAAUGCGUUUUCGUUUCAAAAAGCUUACUUAAGUAGUGUAGUAAAAUUAAUUAUUGUGCAGCAUAAUUCUAUAAUAAUUCAGGUUCUUCGGAGUGCCAGCUUUCGAACGAACUUCUUUUCGGCCGCAUGCGAAAACCAAACUCUGGGACAAAUGACUACUUACGUGGCAUGAAUUUUUUUCGCUGAUUCUCAGAGCCUUUUGAAAAUUAAAUUAUAUUUCCUGGAAAAUAUGCAUAAAACUAUUCGUUCUUUUACUGACUUGGUAGAAAAUGAUGUCGUCUCCAUUUUUAUGCUAGAAGGAAGGGUAUAAUUUGAUAUAAAAAGUUUCUAAUUGCGAGUUUGUUUAAUACCAUCAAGUGCCCAUCCAUAAAACAUCGUGUCUCUGCGUUUACUAAUGUAGCCUGUACAGUUUACAAUGUGACUCAAGUCCACUGCUAAAAUAUACGAAUCCUUUAUAAUCUCCUCUUAAUACUGCUGAGAAAUGUAUGGUUUUCCGCACGCGGAAAAUGUUCGGUUUGUAGUUUUUAAAGCGUGACUGCAAGUGUAACGGCAGGUUGUGUUCAAUAUUAUCAAGGUAUCGGAAAACUUUUUUAAAACCGAACUACACCCUUCCUUCAAGUAUACAGUUUGAAGGAGACGUAAUUAUCUACCAAAUGAGUAGGAGGAUAAAUGAUUUUAUGCAUCUUUUCCAUAAAAUAUAAUCUAAUGUUUGAGGGCAUGGAAAGUCAGCGAGAAGACUGCCUGCUACAUAAGUGGUCAUUUUAUACAGAGUAUUGUUUUGGCAUGCAACCGGAAAGAAUUUCCUCCGAAAGGCGUCAUCCUGUGAUAAAUGAAUUAUUAUAGAAUUAUGCUGCAUGAUGAUUAAUUUUACAACCCUGCCUAAGAUAUAUUUUUGGAACGAAAACGCAUUUCAGAAUUUCGGUUGACAAUUAAGGAGCUAGCAAACCUACUGUACUUUCUGGCCAUGCCGAAUAGCUGUUAUACAAGACAAACACUUGGUUGUAUUUAUCAGCCUUUUUACCUGUUUAUGUCCUGGGUUUCAGAUAAUAACUCGAUUAUCAGAAUGUAGACAGGCCUUGUUGCCCAGAAAAUAUUGUGAAAAAACAUAAGAAAUGUUUACAUUGAAUGUCUACACCAUCUUACUACUCUACAGGGUGUCUCGCAUAUCAUGUUUUUAAGAUGUUAAAAGUUUUAAAUUCACUUCCUAAUGGUAGUGUCACCGACUUUCAUACGCUUCUCAGUAUGGAUUCUUUCCCAUAAAAAUUCGUUAUGUACGUUGCAACUCACAGAAACUUUGUUGGUAGUUGUCUGUAGACCUACGGUUUGGUUUUCACUGCUUACGGCGGAGAUAAGUAAUUCCAGUUUUAAUAAAUGGCAGGCAGAAUGAAAAACAUUCUUCUGGUGUUUUGCUUGACGUGCGACAGUCCUAUGUUUCUUUUCUGUCGAACUCCGUUUUGAACGGUAGUCACCAUCUACACGCCUGAAAAGCCAUGCAUCCAUACUCUGAGCCCCUUGUGUCGCUCCCGAUAAAGCGAAAUUCCUAAUCAUUCGUGCUGUGUCGAAAACGAUUGUUGUUAGCAGAAUCUAGAGCUUUUUUGUACUGGUGACGGAUGCGGGCAACUAGAACUACGGUAAUUAAUUCGGACUGACUUCGCAACCAUAAAAUCUGCGCCUGCGUUCUUGGAUUCGUGCCUUCCAGUGAACAAUGCAAAAUUUUCUCCUUUAGUUGACAAGCUAAAUAAUCGACUCCUCAACUCUGGUUGA
Molecule: messenger RNA, 5769 nt
Organism: Spirometra erinaceieuropaei
Lineage: Eukaryota; Metazoa; Platyhelminthes; Cestoda; Diphyllobothriidea; Diphyllobothriidae
Source: the annotation of a GenBank genome assembly